Molecule: messenger RNA, 4740 nt
Organism: Toxotes jaculatrix (banded archerfish)
Lineage: Eukaryota; Metazoa; Chordata; Actinopteri; Toxotidae
Gene: grin2bb
Product: glutamate receptor, ionotropic, N-methyl D-aspartate 2B, genome duplicate b
Exons: 15
Coding region: 1-4740 (1579 amino acids)
Biological process (GO): monoatomic ion transport; long-term synaptic potentiation; synaptic transmission, glutamatergic
Cellular component (GO): postsynaptic density membrane; postsynaptic membrane; plasma membrane
Molecular function (GO): NMDA glutamate receptor activity; transmitter-gated monoatomic ion channel activity involved in regulation of postsynaptic membrane potential
Source: RefSeq, a predicted model, not a curated record
AUGAAUGAGACCGACCCAAAGAGUAUCAUCAAUCGGAUCUGCGCACAAAUGACGAGGAACUCGCUGCAGGGCGUGGUGUUUGGUGACGACACGGAUCAGGAAGCCAUUGCUCAGAUCCUGGACUUCAUCUCUGCCCAGACACACAUCCCCAUCCUGGGCAUCAGGGGAGGGUCCUCCAUGGUCAUGGCAGCCAAGGACGACCACUCCAUGUUUUUCCAGUUUGGUCCGUCCAUCGAGCAGCAGGCCUCUGUCAUGUUGAACAUCAUGGAGGAGUAUGACUGGUACAUCUUCUCCAUCGUCACCACAUACUAUCCUGGCUACCAGGACUUUGUCAACAAGGUCCGCAGCACAAUUGAGAACAGUUUUGUGGGCUGGGAGCUAGAAGAGGUCCUCCUACUGGACAUGUCCGUGGACGACGGAGACUCCAAGAUCCAGAACCAGCUGAAGAAACUGCAGAGUCCUGUCAUUCUGCUCUACUGCACAAAGGAGGAGGCUAGCACCAUCUUCGAAGUUGCCCAUUCUGUUGGCCUUACUGGCUACGGCUACACCUGGAUCGUGCCCUCGCUGGUGGCCGGAGAUGCAGACCAUGUUCCCUCUGUCUUCCCUACAGGGCUUAUCUCUGUGUCAUAUGACGAAUGGGACUACAACAUCGAGGCCAGGGUACGUGAUGCAGUGGCUGUCAUUGCCACGGCGACCUCCACCAUGAUACUGGACCGGGGGCCACACACCCUGCUGAAGUCGAGCUGCCUUGGGACACCUGACAAAAAGAGCUCCAACACUGGCCACUCCAAGGAAAUACUGAAGUACCUCAUGAAUGUCACAUUUGAAGGCCGAAACCUGUCAUUCAGCGAAGAGGGUCACCAGAUGUUCCCCAAACUGGUCAUCAUUCUUCUAGACAAGGACAGACAAUGGGACAGGGUUGGCAAGUGGGAGAGAGGCUCUCUGACGAUGAGGUACCAUGUGUGGCCUCGCUUUGAGCUGUACUCUGGAGCAGAGGAGCGGGAGGACCACCUGUCCAUCGUGACUCUGGAAGAGGCUCCAUUUGUCAUUGUGGAGGACGUGGACCCGCUCAGUGGAACCUGCAUGAGGAACACUGUGCCGUGCCGCAAACAGCUCAAACUCAGCAACCAGACAGGUGAUUCAGGGAUUUACAUCAAGCGCUGCUGCAAGGGUUUCUGUAUUGACAUCCUGAAGAAGAUCGCCAAGACGGUCAAGUUUACGUACGACCUCUACCUGGUCACCAACGGCAAACACGGCAAGAAGGUUAAUGGGACGUGGAAUGGCAUGGUUGGAGAGGUGGUGUUGAAGAAUGCCCACAUGGCAGUGGGUUCCCUCACCAUCAACGAAGAGAGGUCAGAGGUCAUCGACUUCUCUGUGCCGUUCAUUGAGACGGGGAUCAGUGUCAUGGUCUCCCGUAGCAACGGCACCGUCUCACCCUCCGCCUUUCUUGAGCCCUUCAGCGCUGAUGUCUGGGUGAUGAUGUUUGUGAUGUUGCUGAUCGUGUCAGCCGUGGCUGUGUUUGUGUUUGAGUACUUCAGCCCGGUGGGUUACAAUCGCUGUCUGGCAGACGGACGAGAGCCUGGAGGUCCCUCCUUCACUAUCGGUAAGGCCGUCUGGCUGCUUUGGGGUCUGGUUUUCAACAACUCUGUCCCCGUGCAGAAUCCCAAAGGUACAACCAGUAAGAUCAUGGUGUCAGUGUGGGCCUUUUUCGCUGUCAUCUUCCUGGCCUCCUACACUGCCAACUUGGCUGCCUUCAUGAUCCAGGAGGAGUAUGUCGACCAGGUGUCGGGCCUGUCAGACAAAAAGUUCCAGAAGCCGAACGAAUUCUCACCGCCGUUCCGGUUCGGCACGGUGCCCAAUGGGAGUACAGAGCGCAACAUCCGCAACAACUACCGGGACAUGCAUACCUACAUGACCAGUUUCCACCAGAAGAAUGUAGAUGAAGCGCUGUACAGUCUGAAGACCGGCAAACUGGAUGCCUUUAUCUACGACGCUGCAGUGCUGAACUACAUGGCUGGCAGAGACGAGGGCUGUAAGCUGGUCACCAUUGGGAGUGGCAAGGUGUUCGCCUCCACAGGCUAUGGCAUCGCCAUCCAGAAGGACUCAGGCUGGAAACGAGCUGUGGAUCUUGCCAUCCUCAUGCUGUUUGGAGAUGGUGAGAUGGAGGAGCUGGAGGCCCUGUGGCUGACGGGCAUCUGCCACAAUGAGAAGAACGAGGUGAUGAGCAGCCAGCUGGACGUGGACAACAUGGCGGGGGUCUUCUACAUGCUCGGGGCCGCCAUGGUUCUGUCAUUCAUCACCUUCAUCUGUGAACAUUUGUUCUACUGGCAGCUGCGCUUCUGCUUCAUGGGCGUGUGCUCCGGAAAGCCCGGGGUCACCUUCUCCAUUAGCAGAGGUAUCUACAGCUGCAUCCAUGGGGUACAAAUCGAGGAAAACAAGUCAACCAUAGACUCACCUUCGGCCACCAUGAAGAAGAACAUGAACAACACCCACUCCAACAUCCUGCGGUUGCUCCGCACUGCCAAGGACAUGACCGCUGUCCCAGGCAUUAAUGGCUCUCCGCAUGCCGCCCUGGAGUACAGCCACAGCAGUCGUGAGUCGGCUAUCUAUGAUAUCCAGGAGCAUCGGCGCAGCUUGGUGGGUCACCCUGUAGACUGCAAGUCAGCGCCACCUUACCUGCCAGAGGACAACAUGUUCAGUGACUACAUCAGCGAGGUGGAGAGGACUUUUGGCAACUUGCCCCUGAAGGACAGCAACCUGUACCAGGACCAUUACCGGCACCACCACCCGGCCUCGGCUCUGGGUAUGUCCGGCCCCCCGCCUAAUAGGCCGCGUAGUUUAGGCAGCGCUAGCUCGUUGGAAGGGGGCAUGUUCGAUUGCGACAGUUUAGGGGGAGGGGUAGCACCCAUCUUUACCACCCAGCCCCGCCCCUCCAUGACUCACAGGAAUACCAAUAAAUUUGACCUGAUUGCUGGCCACACCCCUGCGGAUUCCAACCAGGGUGGGUUCAAGGGAAGCAAUGUGUACGGCAGGUUUUCUUUCAAAGGAGGCGCAUCCAGCACGGGGCUCAUCGGGGGUCAUGACAGGUACUGUGGUGGGGGUGGGGGAGGCUCGGGGGGUGACGAUGGGAACAUUCGCUCUGAUGUAUCGGAUAUCUCCACCCACACUGUCACCUAUGGCAACCUGGAGGGCAACAACAAACGGCGUAAGCAGUACAGGGACAGCCUGAAAAAGAGGCCAGCCUCGGCCAAGUGCCGACGGGAGCAGGACGAGAUAGAGCUGAGCGGCUUCAGGAGGAGACCCCACCACCACACCGUCCACCACCACUUCCCCCACGGGCCUCUGGCACACCGCACGGUCUCACCUCCCCUGGAGAGGAAGAGGGGAGGAGGAGGGGGUAAUUCUUCACCUUACUUAUUCCGCAAAGACAAAGAGAACCUGAGGGAUUUCUAUGCGGACCAGUUCCGCUCCAAGGAGGGCAAGGCCAAGUGGGAGCAAGAGGGUGGAAGUGGAGGAAGCGGUGUGGGCGGUGGUAGUGGUGGUGGUAUCUGUAAAAGCUUAGUGCCUGUGGAAGACUUCCUCAAAGGUAAAGGCAAGAAGCCCGAGUGUAAAGGAGGUGGGGGCAUAGCAGGGGGUGACUGGGAGUGUCGUAACUGCCACAGUGUGUGCCACCACGGUGGAGGUGUAGGAGGAGGCGGUGGCACAUGCCCAGCUAGCGGAGUUGGGGGGAGCAGCAGUCGCCCCAGCUCCGCUACCUGCAAACGCUGUGACUCCUGUAAGAUGCAGCCAAGCAACCUUUACAACAUCAGCGAGGAUAAUAACAUGGUGUUCCCUGGAGGGAAGAGUAGCGUAGGACCCAGCCAAACACAAACUCAGGCACAGCGCAGGAAGCUAGGGCCAGGUGGGAGGGUGUUACGGAGGCAACACUCAUAUGACACAUUUGUGGACCUGCAGAGGGAGGGGGCAGGCCGCAUGGGAGGGGUUGGCGGGGGCAUUGGGGGCCAGUUUCCCCAGCCCCGAAGCGUGAGCUUGAAAGACAAAGACCGCUUCAUGGAGGGCCCCAGCCCCUAUGCCCACAUGUUUGAGAGGUAUGCAGGCGAAAGGGAGUCUCCCAUGUUUGGAGGAAUAGGUGGGGAUAGGGCGAAAGGAGGCUCUUCCUUCAGUUUGUUCCGUGGAGGCGAAGGUGGGUUGCAUCGGCGGUCAGUGGGGGAGAGAGACCUGAGGGACAGAGAUAGAGCUAUGAUGGGAGGUGGGGGCUGUGGUGGUGGUGGUGGUGGUGGUGGUAGCAGAGGGGCUGGGACUUACUCCUUGUCUAAAUCUCUCUACCCAGAUAAGGUGAACCAGAACCCCUUCAUCCCAACCUUCGGCGACGACCAGUGUCUAUUACACGGUGCGAAACCGUACUACAUCAAAAAGCCUCAGACGCAGCAACAGCAGCAGCAGCAGCAGCAACUUCUCAACAACAGCCGAGGAGGAGGGGAUUUCCGCGGCUCCAUGGGAGUGACUUCCUAUUUGCCCGCGUCCGCCACAGCUGGGGUGAUGUCCAAUGUGGCCCCCAGGUUCCCCAAAGAGUUAUGUCUGGGUGGGGUGGGAGGGCCCAUGGGGAACCACCACGGGGCCAACAAGCUAAUGCCUGGGGGCAGGGACACGUUAGGUUUGGGGCAGGGACAGAGACCCUUCAACGGUGCCAGCAAUGGACACGUUUACGAAAAGCUCUCCAGCAUUGAGUCAGACGUCUGA